This is a messenger RNA of Mugil cephalus (flathead mullet), 6791 nucleotides long. RefSeq names its product plexin D1 (gene plxnd1). Gene Ontology annotation, cellular component: semaphorin receptor complex. The record is from RefSeq and is a predicted model, not a curated record. The coding region runs from base 193 to 5892 and encodes 1899 amino acids. NCBI's taxonomy places the organism in Eukaryota, Metazoa, Chordata, Actinopteri, Mugiliformes, Mugilidae. Gene Ontology annotation, molecular function: protein binding; semaphorin receptor activity. Gene Ontology annotation, biological process: regulation of cell migration; negative regulation of cell adhesion; semaphorin-plexin signaling pathway involved in axon guidance. The transcript is spliced from 36 exons.
GUGGGCAGAGAGGGACAGGGGAGGCAGACUGAAAAGGAAGCACGACUCGCUUAUCGCGUCAUUCUGGGUUUAGGCGGAGAGCAGGAAACAGCCUUUCCUCUCGGAUAGUCGCAGUCGGAACAAACACACAUUUUUGUCUUUGCUCAAUGCAACCCUCAGCACAGAACACGCGGAAGCCGGUCAGAAGGAAAAAUGCCUCCUUCGAUAGAGAUAGCUGUCCUGCUUCUCGGCGUCCUGGUUUUGGAGACGCGCCUGAGUGCCAGCGCGCUGCACAUCCAACAGGCGUUCGCGUCUCCAAGUCAGACCAAUAACUUCGCGGUGGACCCGGUGUCCAGGAGAGUCUACCUGGCCGCCGUCAACAGGCUUUACCAGCUCAACGGGACCCUGAACCUCGAGGUGGAGAAGGGGACCGGGCCGGUGGAGGACAACCUGUUGUGCCACGCGCCACAGCUGCCCCAGGCUCCAUGCGAGCAUCCAAAAUCCCUCACGGACAACCACAACAAGCUCCUGGAGCUGGACCGGGAGCAAGGGGUCGUGGUGGUGUGUGGAUCCGUGUACCAGGGCUUCUGCGAGCUCAGAAAGAUGGAUAAUAUUUCCGAGAUUGCGGUGGAGUUCCCACCUCAGGGCGAGAAGACCGUGUUCCCCAGCAUGCUCAACAUCGCUGCCAAUCACCCGAACGCGUCCACUGUGGGACUCAUCUUCAAGAGCCACGGGGGAAACACCCGGCUCCUUGUUGGGGCGACGUACACAGGGGCUGGUACCCAGUUUUUCCCCAAGAACCACAGCAAGGAGGACCUGCGUUUCGAGAACACCCCGGAGAUCGCCAUUCGCUCCUUGAACAUUAAGGAUUUAUCUAAACUUUUCACAUACGACAUUAACCCGUCAGAGGAUAAUGUCUUCAAGAUCAAGCAAGAGGUUAAAACCAAAAACAAGCUGAACUUCGUGCACGCUUUCAUACAGAAGAGUUAUUCCUAUAUUGCCUUCAACAAUGAUGCCAAAACGGGCCACAAGGAGAGCCAGCCCAACAGCAUCCUCUCUAGGAUAUGUCUGGAUACCGAGAACCCACGAAAAUCCUCCGGGCCGGAGAGCAGGAAGCUCACCGAGUCCUACAUCCAGAUGCCUCUACAGUGCGGAUUUAACGGGAACAUUUACAACCGGCUGAUGUCCGUGUACCCCGCGGAGAUCCUCACGGCCGAUGAGAAAAGCCCAAAGUCGUAUCUGUUUGGAGUGUUCUCCAAGGCGGACAGAAAGUCUGCCCUGUGCGCCUUCAAGUUUGGAGACAUCGAGGAGGAGAUUCGACAGGGCCGCAGGAACUGCUCCAACUCUCCCAGCAGCGAUGUUCAGGUGCUGGACAGCGUUAUCCAGGGCUCCGGGGCAGUCUGCAUCCAGAAGGGAAACCUGGUGCUGCAGUCCGAGCAGCUGGACUGCGGGGCGGCCCACCUGCAGCACCCUCUGGCUCUACGGAGACCCCUGAGGGCCAUUCCUCUCUUCGAAUACCCAGGCCUCACUUCGGUGUCUGUGGACAAUGUGCACAACCACACUGUGGUUUUUCUGGGAACCGGCAAUGGACGUCUUCGUAAGCUCACCUUCCUGCCGAACAUGACCCUGGCCGGUCAGUGGACACUGAAGCUGCCUCCCAGCGAAGCCGUCCACCACAUCAUGACCUUCGACCCUAACGACAGAAACUUCCUUUAUCUCAUGACCUCCCACCACAUGCUGAGAGUGAAAGUGGCAGAUUGCGACCAGUGGAGGACCUGCGGCGACUGUCUGGGAGCGGGUGACGCCCACUGUGGCUGGUGUACUCUGGAGAACAGAUGUACCAUCCAGAAGGAGUGCGCUCAGGAGCUGCUGUCACGCUCGUGGAUCAGCAUGGGCGAGGGCCCCCAGCAGUGUCCGUCCAUGACCCUGACGCCUCCGGAGAUCAGCAUCUCAGCCGACAUCAAGAAUGUUGGCAUCCUGAUAAAUGGCAGCGUUCCUGAUCUGAUUGGCUCCCGGGUGGAGUGUGAAUAUGGACCCGGGUUUUCUACAGCUGCCACAGUGCACCUCGAUUACGGCCCCGCUCAGAUCCAGACCUGUCCCCUGCUCCCCAGAGAAAACUACCAACCGAUCCUCCCUGGCACAGAUCACCUGACUGUUUCUGUGGCGAUAAAAGUGAAUGGCACAUCUGUGGUAUCUGGGAGCUUCAUCAUCUAUGACUGCGAGAGGACUGGAGCAAUACACCCCAAGACGUCAUGUGUGAGCUGCCUGAGCACUCGGUGGAAAUGUUACUGGGACCAAGAGAACCACCUAUGUGUCUCCAACAAAGAUGACUCAAAGCACAGUCUGCUGGAGAGUGCCGCUUCCUGCCCCAGCCUGGUCGCCUCAGAGGUCCCUCCGUCUCCGUCAGGAAUGGCCCAAGACUUCACCAUAUCCCUGAGCAACAUCCAGGAGGGGGAGAGUCUGGAGUGCGACUUCGAAACGGAGCAGCGAUACGAGGCCACAUGGCUGGACAGCUCGACUGUCAAGUGCAGUGCCGUGACACUGUCCACCAAUCAGAGGAGUCAGAUUUACCACCUCAACCUGAGGAGGAGAGGACACUUCAACGGACACAGGGAGGAGAUAUUCGUUGACAGUCCUCAGCCGAUGAAAGUGGAGGUGUACAACUGUGGAGUGGGUAGUUCGGACUGCUCUCAGUGCUGGGGCCGGGAGGAUCAGGGGCACCUCUGUGGCUGGUGUGAAAACAGCUGUAGGCCGAGAGAUGACUGCCAGCCAAUCCUAGAGCAGUGUCCAGCUCCGGAGAUCCACAAGAUCUCCCCCCUGAAGGGUCCAGUGGAAGGAGGCACCCAGCUGACAGUACAGGGCCGGAACCUGGGCCGCAGGGCUGGGGCAGUCAGGGUCUCCAUAGGAAAUGUGCCGUGCACUCUGCAGCCCGAACUCUACACUGUCUCCACAGAGCUGGUGUGUCUCACGGGGAGGUCUGAACAUGACAAGGCAGAUAUUGUCCGAGUGGAUGUGGAGCAGAGUGGGAUGGGCACGUCGAAGGAGAGCUUCUCGUACUUAGUCCCAAAGCUGCUUUCCAUGGAGCCGAGCAAGGGCUCCCGUGCUGGAGGAACUAGAGUGAUCAUCAGAGGGGAAAACCUGGACAUUGGCUCCCAGGUUAGAGUCAAGGUCAACAACACACUGGACUGCAUCAUCACGGAUAAAACAGAUCAGACGAUUGAAUGCACCAUGCCCCCAGCCCUGCACGCAUACACCGACUCAGUGUCGGUGUGCGUGGAGUUUGAAGACUUUCCAUGCCAGGGCGAUUCCCUUAGCGCCACAUACACCUAUGAGAAGAACCCCACUAUCAGCUUCAUCCACCCCAAAAAGAGCUUCCUGAGUGGUGGCAGGACCAUCACAGUUACAGGCCAGGGUUUUGAUCUGGUGCAGAGUGCCACCAUGCAAGUGCUGGAAAUCGGACAAACAAGCUGCACCGUGCUCUCCCCCUCCACCAUCACCUGCCCGUCCCCAGCAUCCAGCCAGUCCCAGCAGACCUCGGUGCAGUUCUUCCUGAAUGGAGUCCCCUACACGGGAGACGGCCCUUCCUCCUUCAAUGACGAGCCGGAGGAGGAGGAGGAGGAACCUCACAAAGGGCACUUCAUGUUGGAAUACGUGGAGGACCCUCAGUUCUUCACCGCCAGCAAGGAGAAGCUGAUUAAACACCAUCCGGGAGAGCCACUGACACUCAUCAUCAACAAGGUGCAGAGCGAUCUGGAACUGGUGCCGGACGAAUACUCUGUGAUGGUUGGCUCCUAUCCCUGUAACAUCAGCUUCCACAACGACCAGCUGUUCCACUGCACCAUCAACGGACUGCUCAGCUCCAGCGAAAGGGAGCUGCCCGUCACUGUGCAAGUGGGGAACUUCCACCACACCAUCGCCAAAGUGCAGCUCGGGGGCAGCGAACUGGCCAUCGUGGUGUCCAUUGUGGUGUGCUGUGUGCUGCUGCUCCUCUGCACCGUGGCUCUCGUGGUGUACUGCACAAAGAGCCGAAGGGCAGAGCGCUACUGGCAGAAAACCCUUCUCCAAAUGGAAGAGAUGGAGUCCCAGAUCAGAGAGGAGAUUCGUAAAGGCUUUGCAGAGCUGCAGACAGACAUGACUGACCUGACCAAGGAGCUGAAUCGCAGCCAGGGCAUCCCCUUUUUGGAGUACAAACAGUUUGUCACGCGCACGUUCUUCCCCAAGAUGUGCUCAGAUUACGAGAAGAGCCUGGUCCAGCCCGUCUACGAGAAUGAUGGCCUGGGCCCUCGAGCGCUGCCAGAGACCCACCCACUGCUGCAGGACUGGCAGGCCACCGACACAACACGGCCCAACAUAGAAGAGGGCAUCACUCUGUUCUCCACUCUGCUCAAUAACAAGCACUUCCUCAUCACGUUUGUCCACGCCUUGGAGCAGCAGAAGGACUUUGCUGUACGAGACAGAUGCAGCCUGGCGUCCCUGCUCACCAUCGCCCUCCAUGGAAAGCUCGAGUACUACACCAGCAUCAUGAAAGACCUGCUGGUGGACCUGAUCGACGCCUCGGCUUCCAAGAACCCCAAACUGAUGCUGCGGCGCACGGAGUCCGUCGUGGAGAAAAUGCUGACCAACUGGAUGUCCAUCUGCAUGUACAGCUACCUCAAGGAAACUGUGGGUGAGCCCUUCUUCCUGCUGCUGUGUGCAAUCAAGCAGCAGAUCAACAAGGGCUCCAUAGACGCCAUCACGGGGAAGGCCCGCUACACCCUCAACGAGGAGUGGCUGCUCCGUGAGAAUAUUGAGGCCAAGCCACAGAACAUCAACGUGUCCUUCCAGGGCUGCGGCAUGGACUCACUGUCAGUCAGGGUCAUGAAUACUGACACAAUCUGCCAGGUUAAGGAAAAAAUCAUAGAAGCCUUUUAUAAAAACCUGCCAUUCUCCCAGUGGCCCCGAGCGGAGGAUGUAGACCUGGAGUGGUUUGACUCUGGCAGCAACAGUAAGCUUCUUCAGGACCUGGACAACUCCUCGUUGAUGGAGGAUGGUCGAAAGAAGCUCAACACAGUCUUCCAUUACCAGAUCCCAGAGGGGGCAUCGCUGGCCAUGAGCAUGCAAGACAAGAAAGAGAACACCAUUGGGAGAGUCAAAGAUCUGGAUACCGAGAAGUAUGUACACUUGGUCCUACCUCACGAUGAGCUGAUGGAGAACAAGAAAUCGCACAGGCAGAGCCAUCGCAAGAAAGUGUUGCCUGAGAUCUACCUGACGCGCCUGUUGUCCACAAAGGGAACUCUUCAGAAGUUCUUGGAUGACCUCUUCCAGGCCAUCCUGAGCAUCCCUCCAGAACGCCCCCCUCUGGCCGUCAAAUACUUUUUCGACUUCCUGGAAGAGCAGGCUGACAAACGUGGCAUCACAGACCCAGACACCCUGCACAUCUGGAAAACCAACAGUUUACCUCUCCGUUUCUGGGUGAACAUCCUGAAGAAUCCUCAGUUUGUGUUUGACAUUGAUAAGACAGAUCACAUGGACGCCUGUCUAUCUGUCAUCGCCCAGGCCUUCAUUGAUGCCUGCUCCAUUUCUGACCUGCAGCUUGGCAAGGAUUCUCCUACCAACAAGCUGCUGUAUGCCAAGGAGAUCCCAGAGUAUAAGAAGCGAGUGCAGUGCUACUACCAGCAGAUACAGGAAAUGGCACCUCUCAGCGAGCAGGAGAUGAACGCUCACCUGGCCGAGGAGUCCCGAAAAUACAGAAACGACUUCAACACCAACCUCGCCUUGACCGAGAUCUACAAAUAUGCCAAGAGAUACAGAAACCAGGUGGUGAACGCUCUGGAGUCGAACCCCACCGCACGUCGCACUCAGCUGCACCACAAGUUCGAGCAGGUCAUCGCCCUCGUGGAGGACAACAUCUACGAGUGCUGCAGCGAAGCCUGAACCUGCCAGUCUCUUCCUUCUGCUGCCAGCUGCCUUCCUCCCGCCGACGUGGUUACUUGGGAAUGACGCUCACUGAGGAGUUGUUCUUCGUAUGUGUCAAGAUCGUUCCCGCAGACUGACACGGGUGAAAAUUAUCAGAGCUAAAGACUUAAACCUGCCUCUCAAGCGUCACACAUUUGCAACGCGUUCCUCCUCUCACCCGAGGAUGCCAAGUAAUUUUCCCAAACCUUUUACCAACGACAGAGACAGAAUUCCAGUCUAGCUCAACUAAUCUUUAGAGGGAAGGCGUAGGAGCUCAGAGGCUUUUUUUCUGGAUGUCUUUACUCUUACUGGGACCUACAGUAAGCCCUGGUGGCAAUCUUAACGCACUGAACCCUUUUCUCAAGGGAACGAGCCAAUGAUGCACUGUACUGUAAUAUAAUGUCCAUAGCAAUAUUUAUAGAUGUGUUAUAAUGCUUUCAAGUGGCCUGUUCUCAUCAGGAUUAGUAUGCCCAUGAUGAACUCCUCAUUCUCCUAAAGCCUGCACUGUUCUCAGGUGUGCUUGAUGAAGAUGGGCGACGGACUUCCUCUGGUGCUUUGAACAAUACGUCCCAGUGUGCUUUGCAGGUUGAUGACGGGUUGAGGAGGAGUGGAGAGAAGAAGAUAUAAAUGACUGAAAUCUAUUAAAUCAAAUGUAAUGUAGUUCACUGGGAAGAGCUGCAUCCGUAUACAAGUGUUGAUCAGUGUGCUUGUAAAUGAAUGAAUAUCAUGUUGGAUUCUGACCAGUUUAAAAGAGGGAAAUUUACAUUUAAAAAGAAGAAGAAGAAGAAGCUCAAUAUAAUCAGAGGAGAGAGCGUAUUUGUGAUGCCAAAUGACUUGUCAGAGUUUGUGAAAUAAAUUACAGUAUUUAGGAUUUUAAA